Lethenteron reissneri (Far Eastern brook lamprey) is the source of this 1645-nucleotide messenger RNA. Its product is annotated as neuropeptide Y receptor type 1-like. Gene Ontology annotation, biological process: G protein-coupled receptor signaling pathway. The record is from RefSeq and is a predicted model, not a curated record. Gene Ontology annotation, cellular component: plasma membrane; neuron projection. Lineage: Eukaryota; Metazoa; Chordata; Hyperoartia; Petromyzontiformes; Petromyzontidae. Gene Ontology annotation, molecular function: neuropeptide Y receptor activity; neuropeptide binding.
UUCUCGUGCGGGCACCGCGUGGCGAAUGCCGCAGCAGCAGCUGCUACUGCUGCUACUGCUGCUCGCGGCUCGGGGCAGACAGCAUCCGGACUCGAACCCGGGUGCGAGGGCGAACCGCUCAAAGGAGCGAAGGCUCGAGAGGGCGCCCCGAGACGUUCCGCGGCGACCACCUCCUCCUGCUCCUCGCGUGCUCCGGCGGCGCUUGCAUCGGGGGGACUCGCGUCCGGACGCCGACCCCCGCGGGGUCAACUCCGCAAGCCCGCGGCGGCGAUGGGGCGCUGAGAGCGCGCGGGUGGCGGCAAGGGAUGGACGACUCCGGCGGCGGGCGUCGCGCGUGGAACGCCACCGCCGCCCUCGCCAACGGCACGGGCGUCGCGGUGGAGGACUACGACAUCUGCCGCACGUCGCCCUUCUCCACGUCCUUCCUCAUCGUCGCCUACUGCACCGUCAUGACGCUGGGCCUCAGCGGCAACGCGUGCCUCGUGUUCGUGGUGGCGCGCCAGCGCGACAUGCGCAACAUCACUAACGUGUUCAUCGCCAACCUCUCGGUGUCCGACAUCCUCGUGGUGCUGCUGUGCCUGCCGCUCACGCUCGUCUACACCCUCAUGGACCACUGGGCCUUCGGCGAGCUGCUCUGCAAGCUGAGCCCCUUCGUGCAGUGCACGUCCGUCACCGUCUCCGUGCUCUCGCUGGUGCUCAUCUCGCUCGAGCGCCACCAGCUCAUCCUGCACCCCACGGGCUGGAAGCCGAGCCUGCACCACGCCUACGCGGCCAUCGCCGUCGUGUGGGUGGCGGCGGCGCUCGCCUCGCUGCCCUUCGCCACGUUCCAGGUGCUCACCGACGAGCCGCUGGGCAACCUGAGCGGCGGCGGCGGCGGCGGAGACGCCGAUCCCCUGGAGGGCAAGCACGUGUGCGUGGAGGUGUGGCCCUCCUCCUCGGCGCGGCUGCUCUACACCACGGCGCUGCUGGCGUUGCAGUACUGCGUGCCGCUCGCCUUCAUCUUGGGCUGCUACGCGCGCAUCUUCCUGCGUCUGCGGCGGCGCCGCGGCAUGCUGGAGAGGCCCUCGCUGUGCCGGGAGGCGCGGGAGGCCUCCACGGGCCACUACGAGCACCGGCACGACCACCUGCAGCAGGAGAGCUACAGCCGGCGGGCGCGCCAGGCGCGCAGGAUCAACGGCAUGCUGGCCACCAUCGUGGCGGCAUUCGCUCUCUGCUGGCUGCCGCUCAACGUCUUCAACGCGCUCUACGACUGGCACCACCAGGCCGUCAUGGGCUGCCACCACAACCUGGUGUUCUCGCUGUGCCACCUCACCGCCAUGGCCUCCACGUGCGUGAACCCCGUGUGCUACGGCCUCCUCAACACCAACUUCCAGAAGGAGCUCAAGGCGAUGGCGCAGCGCUGCUGGUGCGUGGCUGCCGCGGGCCUCGCGAGGGUCAGCGACGGCGGCGGCAGCGGCGGCAGCGGCGGGAGGUCAGAGGUGGCGCGCGAGGCCGGCGCGGGACGGGCGGACGAGGAAGCGUUCGAGCACUUCCCCCUGUCCACCAUGACCACGGACAUGUCCAAGGACUCCAUCAAGCAGCACUGCAGGACCAACUCGAUGUAGCGGCGGGCGAGCGGGCGAGGGGACCCGCGGGGCGAUGCGUG